Ectocarpus siliculosus is the source of this 1344-nucleotide messenger RNA. Lineage: Eukaryota; Phaeophyceae; Ectocarpales; Ectocarpaceae. The record is from the annotation of a GenBank genome assembly.
AUGGAAGCGGGCGCUUGCAGCAACCCUGAAGACGUGCAACCAGCGACGAAAAAGGCGGCGCAAAAACUCACAAACUUCCGGGGUUACUUGCACAAGUCCUCCGUCGCCGGGUGCUUCGUUGACCUGCUCCAGAUGACGGACGAAGGAGUAAUGACGGAGGCCGGUCUGUACCCGUCCAGCCGCUACAAGCAGUCCCGAAACAUGCGACAAUCGGGGCUCGGCACCAGUUCCCGCUCCCGGCCACCGACAGGUUUGAAUGGUCCAAACAAGAAUGACAAGAGCCAAGCACCGCUGCAAGGCCCGUCAAACAAUCAGGCCGAAGAUCAAAGAAAGAACCAGCGGCAACCGCGGGGGCACCACGGACGGCGGCCUUCGACGGCGUUAGAAACCCAUUCUGCGCCCCUUGCGGCUCAGCUCACCCGCGACGCUCCGCUCUCGGCCCGUGUGGGGUUGUCCGCUGGGAAUAGCUUCGCGGAGGCAGCGGGGUCACGUAUCCUGAGUGCCUCUUCUCCUUCUUGCCACAACAACAACAAGAGCGAGGACAUUGCUGGCAGCAGGGCUACUAUUCUCGACAUCCGACGCACGCAGUGGGUGGAAGGAGGCUCGAAGCAGGGUGUGGGGGGGUGGCUAGAAGCGGACACAGCGGGGCAGUCUCAGCAGCACCAAGGGCAGCUUGUGGGGGCGGUGUCGGCGACCGGUCCGGAAACAAACGAUGAUGCGGAGGAGGGAGAAAAGGAAGGGCGCAACGGAGGCGGUCAUGAUGAAAAUGGUGGUGAUCACCCGGGUGGCCGCUGCAACACGAGUAGUACAACUAGCACGAGCACGGCAGAUAGCCCGAAGCCUUUUUCACGGAGAGUUGCGUGGGGAAAAGCCAUGAGAGAGCUCUCAUCUUCCGUGACAAAAGUGGCGCACAUGAAAACCGCCGCGGACAGGGCCAUGAUCAACAGCUCCCACGAUCGGCGCGCGAGGGCGGCCAGCGUGAGGGCCGGGCUGAUCGAGGGGGAACUGCUUCGGGCCCAGGCAGCUCUCGCCAAAAAUGAAAACAGGAAGCGGCGGGCCACCGAAGCCGCCGCGCUCGCCGCCAGCCAGCGGGGACUUCUAGAAGCAAUCUCCUUGGUGGUGGCAACCAAACGGCUCUGGGCGGGCAGCCUGAAGCUCUCGCAAGACCGUGAGCACCUGGUCCACCUAGGGAUAGCUGCGACCGUGGUUCAGCGAGCUUACAAGGCGUACACCAAUCGAAGAAUGUUCAAGGUGUUGCUUGCAAUCCGGCGGGUGCACUUGAGACUUUACAUCGGCAUGAACAUCCGCCGGAAGCAAAUGGUGAGGAGUGCGGUCGUAAGGUAG